AUUCUUCCUGUUUUCUUCUUGUGCCGUGCCGAGAAGUAACUGUCAACUUUGUGAUUGUGUGCCAGCGACACGGUUCGGAUUCGGUUUGGCGACGAUAGAUUCGAUUUGUUGAACGUGUAAAUGGUUGAAUAUUGUGUGUGUUGCACCGCUGUGUUUACAAGGAUAUAACUCAUCGUUUGCAACAUGGAGGAGGGACUCGUCGCCUUAGAAUCCGGCACAAGUGUGAAUAUCAAAAGGACCGAUGGCCGGAUCCACUCCGCUGUCGUGUCCGGUGUCAACUGGGAGACGAGAAGUGUCACCGUGGAAUGGUUCGAGAGGGGAGAAACGAAAGGAAAAGAGAUCGAAAUGGAAGCCAUCCUGAACCUGAACGCAGACCUGUUGACUACCAACCAGGAUGAACCGGCCAUAAACAACAACAAGAAAGUAACCAGAGCCACGAGAGCCAACAACCCGACCAUGUCUGUGGCGUCGAGUAAAGCACCGUACAGAUCCACGAGAAACCAAUCCAGACCAACAAACAUCGUGCCGGCAGUGAAUGGGCACGGCGACACGGGCAUCCCCGUCCCCAACCACCGAGUGAGUGAGACAGUUGCUCCCACUCCGACCCACCCCUCUGCGCCACGCCACACUAUGCAGAUGUCUGCCGCUCCACUAGCCCCCGCCCCCUCAGGGGCCCCCACAGGUACAGGGCGUUCAACCAAAGGAGGAGGAGGAGGAACAGGUCUGAUUGAGUCAGCUAUCCAGAACCAGAACCAAAACGUUGGUCCUGCAGGAGGCGUUGGCGUCGGCGCUGCGGCUGCCGCUGCCGGCGCGAACAACGCGGCCAACAACCGGCGCAGCAAUGUGGUCAAGGAGGUGGAGAGGCUCAAGAAGAACCGGGAGGAGCGUCGCCAGCGACAGGCAGAGCUCAAGGAGGAGAAGGAGGCCUUGAUGAACCUCGACCCUGGAAACCCCAACUGGGAAUUCCUGGCUAUGAUUCGAGAAUACCGUAAUGGUAUUGAUAUCCGACCUUUGCGAGGAUCAGAGGGUGUGGAAGAUCACCAAAUCACUGUUUGUGUAAGAAAGAGGCCUCUCAACAAAAAAGAAUUAACUCGUAAAGAAGUAGAUGUGAUAACUGUUCCUAGCAGGGACCAGCUAGUUGUGCAUGAACCUAAGAACAAGGUGGAUCUCACAAAAUAUCUUGAAAAUGCGUUCUUCAGAUUUGAUUAUGCAUUUGAUGAACAUUGUGGCAAUGAAAUUGUAUACAAGUACACAGCCCAGCCACUUGUCCAGACCAUUUUUGAAGGUGGUAUGGCUACUUGCUUUGCAUAUGGUCAGACAGGUAGUGGUAAAACACAUACAAUGGGAGGAGACUUCCAGGGUAAAACUCAAGAUUGCAAGAAGGGUAUAUAUGCCAUGGCAGCCAAAGACGUCUUUAAGUACCUCAAGUCUCCUAAAUACCAGCCACUUAACCUUGUUAUCUCUGCCAGUUUCUUUGAAAUCUACAGUGGAAAGGUAUUUGACCUUCUGGCAGACAAAGCCAAGCUUCGAGUGCUAGAAGACGGCAAGCAGCAAGUGCAAAUUGUCGGUCUGACAGAACAAGUGGUAGGCUCGGUAGAGGAUGUAUUAAAACUCAUUCAACAUGGCAAUGCUGCACGUACUUCUGGUCAAACUUCAGCAAAUUCAAACUCUUCGCGAUCACAUGCAGUGUUUCAAAUUGUUGCUCGCACUCCAGGAACACAUCGUGUUCAUGGCAAAUUCUCUCUUAUUGAUUUGGCUGGCAAUGAAAGGGGAGCAGAUACUUCAUCUGCAAAUAGACAAACUAGAAUGGAAGGUGCAGAAAUCAACAAAUCUCUGCUCUCACUCAAAGAAUGUAUUCGUGCUUUGGGUAGGAAAAAUGCUCAUUUACCUUUCAGAGCCAGCAAACUGACUCAGGUUCUUAGGGAUUCAUUCAUUGGAGAAAAAUCAAGGACGUGCAUGAUUGCUAUGAUAAGUCCAGGCCUGAGUUCGUGUGAGCAUUCUCUCAACACCUUGAGGUAUGCUGACAGAGUGAAGGAAUUGGCUGCCAACGGGCCUUCAGAAAACAAAGCGUCCCCAGAGCAAGACAGGGGGUCUCCAAAUGCAGUUGAUAUUGGGUUGGAUGACAGUGACCUGGCCCAAUUACGGUCACUGAAUGAAGGAGAAAUUUCAGCUGAUCUCUAUACUUUCCAUGAAGCUGUUUCACAGUUACAAUUGCAGGAAGAUGAAGUUUUAGAUACUCACAAGUCAGUUUUGGAGGCCUCUCAGCGCUGGCAUGAAAUGGACUGCCGGUUGCUUGCUGAUACACGUGAUGUGGACUACGACCAGGACGCGUAUGCUUCAAAUCUUGAGGCACUUGUGACGGAGAAAAUAGACACUCUGAUGCAGUUCCGUGAGAAAGUAGCCGCUUUUCGUGCUCAGCUUUUGGCAGAAGAAGCCAUCAGUCAGAAGAUGACAAGAGGCCCCCUUAAUACGCGCCAUCAUUAAUGCUGCAUUAAAUUAGUAUUUUGCAACUGUUGAAGGCUUACUGGCAUUUUGUCAGUUAUGGAGUGAGAUAAAUUUGGAAGACUGGAUAGGACGGUUCCUGUGUUGGUGUUAUGUUUAAAAUUCUUUGCCCCCCCUGUUAAAUUUAUUAUUGGUCUCUGCUAUUUGGGAUGAGAAAGCAUACCAAGAACUAUUCAUCCCCCUCAAGUCAUUUGAAGUAAGAUUUAAUCCACUUCAGAGAAUAGGAAAAUUUUGAAAAGUCUUUGCAAAAUAAAUUCCAUCAAUUUUCAAAAUUAUUUUUAUUGUGUUCUUUUUUACUAUUUCCCUUUAACACAUCACUUUUGCGAUUCAGUUUUUAUAUGUAAUACUCAAAUUGUGCUAAGGCAUAGAAUCAAUAAAUGAUUAGAAUCAUAUGUUGAAGUACUAUCUGUAGGAUUGAAUCCGUAUAUUUAUUUAUUAUGAGAUUUUAACUCCAUGUGCUGCUCUGCAUCAGAGCAAUAUGGCUUUAUGAAGUAACCCUGUAAUCCACUGAAAGCUAAUUAAUAAGCCCUGUAUUAUUGAGGUGCAAGGUAAUGCUAGUUGUGCCUCAUUUGACUGAUUUUGGACUUAAAAUGUAUGUACUUGCUGUGUCAGUUCUGUAUAAAAUCAACAUUAAGGCUCAUCACACCCUUUUUGAUUAAAAUGCCGUUUUAGGAAUGCAUUUGUUGAACUCUAAAAAUAUGAGACUAAAAUAAAUGUUCUUUGUGAUGGAA
Messenger RNA from Thrips palmi, 3233 nucleotides. RefSeq names its product kinesin-like protein Klp10A (gene Klp10A). Gene Ontology annotation, biological process: microtubule-based movement. The transcript has 14 exons. Gene Ontology annotation, molecular function: ATP binding; microtubule binding; microtubule motor activity. The coding region runs from base 184 to 2484 and encodes 766 amino acids. The record is from RefSeq and is a predicted model, not a curated record. NCBI's taxonomy places the organism in Eukaryota, Metazoa, Arthropoda, Insecta, Thysanoptera, Thripidae.